AUGGAUGAUUUUUAUAAACCUCCAUAUUCAUCAGCAGCUUCAACGAUACCACCAGUACCACCUCACCCUGCUUCGUUGGGAAAUGUUGAAGUUGUUAAAAUCUUGAUGAAUGCUAAUGUUAACGUUGAAUGUUGUAAUAGAGAAAAUGCAACCUCUCUUAUCAUUGCGGCUUAUAAUGGUCAUGCUGAUGUUUGUUGUGAACCUACCGAUCACGCUCAAGGUGCAAGUGUGCACAUUUUAAACAAGAAAUGUGUCGGUUGUUGUUGGAGCAUGAUGCAGACAGAUCCUUACGACGUUGGACAUUUUGACUUGGCAAAUAUGAUCGAGAAUAACUGGAAUAUCCUUUCAAGGAGUACCAGGGAGAGGUUUCUUACAACGAUACCGCAACACCCAAUUGAAAAGAAUAUUUUGAUUCAAAACAUUUAUCCAGAGAUUCCAAUCAAUAAUACAAAAGGAUAUUUGAUGCCAUUAAAUCGUAAAGAUUCAAGACGAAUAAUUCAACACGAUGAGAAAAAUCAUGUAAAGGCAGCACCACAUUUAACUCCUUCGGUAUUAUUUUCAUUGGCAGUCACGGCAUGUUUUUGUAAUCCUUGCCUUUUCACCAUUGGUAAGAUGAAAGAUCCCAAUGUCGUCAAGCUUGGCGUGAAAAAAUUAAAGGAACUCGAUAUGAAAGAAACUAUCUUGAUCCUUUCAAAUGAGGAUAAGUUGCUUGGAGAAGAUAGCGUUACAGAAUGGCUUCGAGGUCUCCUCGGUAAAGAUGCAACAAGAGAGAUUCUUCAUACAAGGAGAUAUCAAAAUGUUUACAUUAAUUUAAAGCAGGAGACGUUGAAGGAACAACCGUCGAAUAGUAUAAUGACAGUCUUAUUCGCAGGAAUUCUUAAUCAAAUUCAUUUCCAUAUAGCAUUUGAUUGUUUCGAGUUUCCGAUACCACAGUCAUAUUUAGCCAUAGGAGAAGAUGGCACACCAGAAGAACGAAAAGGGCUUAAAGCCGGUAAUCGUGGUAAACGAGAUUCACAGCUUAUAUUAAUAAAAUGGCUUAGCAAUAUAUUUUUUAACGAACGUAUGACACCAUUGGAAUUCGAAUUAUUUGAAAAAGUACGAACAUUAACGGGAGUAACGCCUUAUAAAUAA
Messenger RNA from Funneliformis caledonium, 1131 nucleotides. Lineage: Eukaryota; Fungi; Glomeromycota; Glomeromycetes; Glomerales; Glomeraceae. The record is from the annotation of a GenBank genome assembly.